This is a messenger RNA of Trichobilharzia regenti, 3645 nucleotides long. NCBI's taxonomy places the organism in Eukaryota, Metazoa, Platyhelminthes, Trematoda, Strigeidida, Schistosomatidae. The record is from the annotation of a GenBank genome assembly.
AUGAUAAAGUCAUUACUCGUAUUCCUUUCACUUUUUUGUCAUAGUCCAAUAUGCAGUCAGUCUCUACUGACUACACUACCUACAAAUGAUGACACAAAUAAUAUAGCUCACACUACUGCAGCUACUACUGAUGUCGAUAACAAGGAUGUCACCGCUGCUGUAAAUGAACUGGUGGUAUUCACUGCAGCCGCUAAACGUUUCAAUCAAUUGUCAGACAGUUUAAGCUGGCAUCUAGUAAGCAAUAUAACUGGAGUGAAAAAGCAUAAUGAUGGACAAAUGUACUUUGUCAUGCAUUUUACAGAAACAAAUUGUUCGAAAUUGGAAAUGAAAGAAUUCAAAUCUGAGGAGUGUCAAAUGUUGAAUAAUGCAGCUAAAACAAUAUGUCUGGUCAGGACACACGUUCAACAGAUGCAAAAAGAAAUCAGAAUAAAUGAUUGUAUCAAAAUGGUGGAAAGAAGUUUAGAUCUUGCCAAGGAUAUACGUGAUAUUGAUCGUAUGAGUCUGAGAAAUGACUACUGGUCAUCCGUGAUAAUGGAAUCAGUCAAUUCGUUGAAUCUGCAAAAGAGGUUUCCAAAGAUAUUACGAUUGUAUCGUGUAUUGGUCGGUACAGAGAUUAGAGAUGACGACUAUGUUUCGGAACUGACUGUUACUUUGAGAUCAACUAAAUGUGACUUGGUGGAUGACUUGAAGGAAUUACGGGCUCUUCGUACAAAUUCAUGUUAUGUUGAAUACCAGGAACCAUCGUUUAUCUGCAGACUACGGGUGUACAGGAGUUCGAAAAAUGGUUAUGUGAGAUCAUCACACUGGGAAGACUGCCAGAAAAUUACAAAUCCCUUGGUCUUUCCACAUCAUAACAAAAAAGAGAAGUAUCGGUCAAAAGAAUUAUUCCUAAACACUACACAAUUACGCCGUCCACUUAAAACACACGAACUGGCUGACAAACACUUUAAAGAUGCAGUUGGUAAAUGGUUUCAGGUGUAUGAUUCAUAUCACAAAAACGCACCACAUGUGGCUGCACACUCCUGGAUUGUAGAUGCUUAUUCUGACACUCAUGGUACGUAUACAUUUACGUCUGUUGUGGCAUUCUAUGCUUGUAAUAAUCCAACUGAAGAUCAAGGGAGACAAACAACUAACAGCUGUGAUAAAUCAAAAUCAAAGACACAUUAUCGUUUAUGUGAUGUGGAAGUCACAAAGAAACUUUAUGUUGCAUAUACCUGUCAACGUGAUAUCUUGGAUUCUAAACCAUCAAACGCGAAACUAUUGAUGCCAGGCUCAGAAGAAGAAAAACUUCUUAAAUAUCGUAGUCUAAUUGAGAAAGAUUUAAAUGCACGAGCGAACCUACCAUAUACUUAUGAAAUAGUUGAGACCAGCCAAUGGACAAUAAAUAAUGACAGCUUCAAGUUGAAUGUGUACUUAAAACCAACGGUUUGCAAAAAGGUUACAUGCGACAUCGAACAGAACAAGGAUAAACUUAUUCUUUGUGAAGUUGAAGCGUUCUACAAGAAAAAUGACCAAAGCCAUUUAGAGAGUAUCGACAUUUCCAACUGUCUAAUGAUGGAGAAUCUUAAGCAGGAGUUCGUUGGACACUGGGACACUGUAGAAUAUGAAGAUGUCAAAAAUACAUAUUUUGACUAUCUUGUCAAACAAGCUGUAGAGCUAUUCACUGGCAGUGGACAAGUCUAUCCCAAAGAAGCUAUCCAAGUGAUGAAUGUAAAAAAUAUCAGUGUACAGGUGGGCGAAAAUAAUGUGACAAGUUUCAAUAUACUCUUGAGUUAUCAGCAGGAGAAUUCUGCCAUGAAUCAGAGAUCUUUAACACCAGAAAUCGAUGGUCUCUACGGAAUGGACUGUUACCCUAAGUGUGCACAAACUAAUAAGAAGUGGCAAUGUAGCUUUACAGCUGUUGCAGACACAGUUAAACAGAAAAUCAACACAAGCCUGCACAACUGUUAUCAAUUGCUGGAAGAGCCAGAUAGUGAAAAUGUUUCAGAAGAAGCAAAAUCCUUAGGCGAAUCUGAUUUGAAGAUUUCUGAUGAUCUCAAGGGAAUAUUUGACAAGGUUUUAAGAUUGUAUAACAAACGCUCUACUAGUUUAGUCUACGACAAAUUAGUUUCAUACAAGGACAUGCAAAAACAAAAAGUGUCAAUCGUUUAUAAACAGACUUUUGGUGACAACAGUCACACGUACAACACGAAAGGAGAGAAUUUCACAUUCACCGUCUACUUAAAGCCAACUGGAUGUGUAAAAUCGAGGCAUGCAGAUAAGAUAAAGCAUGAAAAGUUUGAAGAUUGUGGAGCAGUGACAGAAAAUUACACAGUGGUUUGUCAAGUGACUGCACUGCAAGAAUACGAUGACGAAGAUGACGACGAGGAGGACUUGUUUAUACGAGUUCGAUUUGCAGAAUGCACUACAAUUUAUAAGCGUAAAUGGCAAAUACCUGAAACUUAUGAUGAGAUUUUAAAACGAACCCUAUCCGUAUUCAAUGCACAGAAUGGACGGCGUCAUUUGUAUUCAAUUAAUACAGUUGAAAAUUUCACAAUGACAACUAAAAGUCAUGCAAAAGAUACAGAAGCGAAGACUAUUCACUUUGAUGCUGUUUUUCAACCAACAUAUUGUGUGAAGGGUAGACAUGAACGCUUGUUCUAUGACAAUCCGGAUCACUGUACAGAUCCUGAGGUUACGGAAGUUUUCAAAUGUAAAGCGAUUGUCAGUCAAAUUGAUGAUGCAAGACAAUAUUUACUAAGAAAUUGUAUGCAAGUACAAAAUAUUCACUUAUCCGGUCCUAUAACACAAUAUAAUAGCUUUGAAUAUACCGGUCAAAUGCCUGAUAUCGAAACAUUAUCUGAACGUGCGCUCAAUGCAUACAACAAGUUAUUGGAUAACAGAGUGAGCUAUGAAAUACUAAGCAUUGAAGAAAUUGAAUUCAAGUAUGCUGUAGGUGAACAACUUGACUUCAGUGUCAUACUUCGACCCAGAGGAGAAGGCGGUUCAGCUAAGAAGGAAAAAAAUUCACACUUAAUUCAAUGCCAUGUGCACUGGAGCAAUCGACCUUGGUUAUAUGGCCAGGAUCUCAUGAAAUUGGGAGAAUGUAUAAUGAUAGAAAUCGAUACCAAAAUACUUCAAAUGAAUGUUUGGUUUGAGGAUUUCGAUAUAGUCGCACGAUUGAUCAGUGAAGAAAUCGGUGAAUAUGAAUCAUUCAAGCUUGGUUCACUCCCACACUGGACGGCUAAUAUAUCUGAUGGCAAACGUCACAGAAUGAAUUUUGUCCUUGCUAGGAUUCCUAACAAAAAUUCACCAUAUCGAGGUGUCGUAGAAGAGGAAGAAAACCAUUCGAAACUGUUGGUUGGGGCUGCACUUAACUGUACUGUGGAAGUAUGGGUUAGACCAUGGCUAAACAAUUCAAGACUCAUAAAAGUUGAACGGUGUGACGAAUAUGAACACUAUCUCAUGGAUAAAAUUUAUAUGAAGAAGCCAGUGAAGAAAGCCAACAUAAACUUGAGUGAAUCCCUCCGACGUCGUUUACCUGGUCAACAUAGCAUAUGGCAAAAACACCUUGUUAAUAAUAGCCUUAGCAGUUACAUGGCAUUCAUGAAUGAGGCUAUGGAAAUGCAAUUAGCGGUGCAUGCUGAAAAAAUGAAUGUCGCAUGA